Messenger RNA from Saccostrea cuccullata (small rock oyster), 1532 nucleotides. RefSeq lists its product as uncharacterized. The coding region runs from base 194 to 910 and encodes 238 amino acids. The transcript has 4 exons. Lineage: Eukaryota; Metazoa; Mollusca; Bivalvia; Ostreida; Ostreidae. The record is from RefSeq and is a predicted model, not a curated record.
UUAACUUCUAGAUCCUCUCCAGCUCCGUUGUGAGGGGAUAAAAAUGUAGGUGACGCAUUAAAUGUCAAUAUCAGUCCCACAUUGUUUUUAAAAAAGGUAUUUAAAACCUCUGAAUCCUCUGGAAAAAGACGAAGAUAAGGAGAAGAAAGUGAAGGAAGAAUUAAGAGAAUUGAGGAACAAUGUAUGUGGAGGGAUGGCCUUGAUUAAUCUCAUCUGGAUAUCAGUGAACUUCCUGUUCCAAUUGCGCAGACCAACAGUAGUCACUUUUGUAAAACUGGAAAAUGGGGAAGAAAUAAAAACUGAUAUUCUUGGCUUAUUGUUCAUAAUUUUCUUCACCUUGAUUCUGCUUAUUCAGUUCUGUGGUAUGAUUAUGCACAGAUGGGGGACAUUUUUACACCUUGUAGCUAUUACAGAGAUCCCUAACCCUUUUAAAAAUAAAAGAAGGAACAAUGUAAACGAAGCCAGAAGAUUUUGUAAAGUCGUACAGGCUGGUCAAUUCGUAGAAACUUCAGAGGAAGAAAGGAUGAAAGAACAGAAAUAUAUAAAGCAACAAAUUUUCAGCCUUCAGGAAACAGGAAGAAAAGAUAAUGUUGGACAUCAUGAAGAAGAAUCGCAAACAAAUCUCGCUUCGAUAUUGCCAUACACUCAAAACAGGAAAAGGGAUCUUAUUUACAUGGGGGCAACUAGAUAUAACAAAAAUACUAGUAAGAAUGAAGAAGCGAAACGAGUCAGAUUUGCGGGAACUGCAGAAGCUAAGCGAAACCUUCGUGAAACUUUAAUGCGAAAUAGAGGAAUGGAGACCGAAAACGUUGAUACACAGCAAGGAGAACAUUUUGCGUAUCGUGGAGGACUUAUGCAGCGAAGAUUGUCUAGGUCGAAGAGGGAGGCAGCGAAGGCAGAGUAUUUCUAAGCGGAAAGAAGCCUUUUCAUUAAGGACACAAAUUAAGAGUGGACGUAAAAUUAACAUAAAAAUCCGACCCGGUAUAAUUAUUAAAUUUGGUCGAAUAAAAUUUAAAUCACUAUAUUUUUAAUCUAUUUAUCAAUUAGAAAAAAUAUUAAUAAAUUGUGUCAUUAAUUGGAGUUUUAUGCAAAACAAUUAUAUGUUCAUGUAUUCAGCUUUCGCUCAUUGUAUGUUUUUUUACCAUAGCAUCUAUCGACAAAUGAAAUGUUGGCUGACGUUUAUCAAUCGAAUUGUUAGACCAGUAUUUUUCAAUGAUAUGCCUAGGGAUAAUUAUUUAACUGUUUCAACAUGUGUUUUCAGAGAGUUUUUUUUUUGCUCUGAUAACGUUUUCUGUCUGAUUGGUUCUUAUGCAGAAAAACAGUUGUUAUCCUUUUAUAUCAUUCAUUUGUUAGUGAGAUAAACCAUUAAAAUAUACCUACUACCGUAUACCAUGAAUAAUUCAUUUACUUCUAUGUAAUAAGCCCUAGUACCUAUUCUAAAAUGAAAUGCUCUUACAUGUAGCUAGUUAAGGUUGCAAUCUGCUCUUCAAAUGUUAUAAAGAAUUACAUACAUUAAGUGAUUUUGUCAAAUU